AGUAGGGUGACAUGUAUUUGAUCCGAAAUAGAGGCUCUGCUCUGUAAGUAAAACCCAAACAGCGCCAUUGGCCAACAGUAACACCAUCACCACCACAACCUCUCUUCGCGCUCUGCAAUGGCUGACGAGGAACCUGUUGAUCAGAAGAGAUAUCUUGAAGAGUCUUGCAAACCAAAAUGUGUAAAACCAUUACUUGAAUAUCAGGCAUGCGUUAAAAGGAUACAUGAUGAUGAAUCUGGGCAGAAACACUGCACUGGGCAAUAUUUUGAUUAUUGGUAUUGUGUUGACAAAUGUGUUGCUCCAAAGCUACUCACCAAACUGAAGUAAUUGGGGAGAGUAUUCUGGUUUAUGAUCAUUAAGUUCUGUUCGAUUUUCAUUCUCAAAUAACUGCUCCUAAACAUUUGAUUUUGUAACAAACUAUAUGCCCUGUAUGGUUAUUAGUCUUUACUUUGGAAUUUAGAGCCCAUGGAGACUGUAGAUCAUGAAUAAUAAGAACUUUUGCCAAAAUGUAACUUUGAGAUUUGGAAUGAGUAUGGAACCAAUACUUUUUAAUAAGUUU
Messenger RNA from Gastrolobium bilobum, 559 nucleotides. RefSeq names its product cytochrome b-c1 complex subunit 6-2, mitochondrial-like. The transcript has 4 exons. Gene Ontology annotation, biological process: mitochondrial electron transport, ubiquinol to cytochrome c. The record is from RefSeq and is a predicted model, not a curated record. NCBI's taxonomy places the organism in Eukaryota, Viridiplantae, Streptophyta, Magnoliopsida, Fabales, Fabaceae. Bases 118 to 327 code for a protein of 69 amino acids.